UAUAAUAUCAAAUUCCUUUUCUCAUUUAUUUCUCUGUAACCGAACUUUUUUGGAUCCCUUUGUAAACAUGAUUUGCAACCCAUCCUAAUUUCGGUGCUUUCUUUUUAAUUUUACUUUUUGGUUAUAUAUCUAACUUUGUAUUGGGACCAUGUGCAUGUUGCAGCAAUUCGUUCCUUUUCAUCAGACUCAACCAAAUUUGCAAUCUGGGUAUGGCUAUUUUUGUUUCUGGAAUUUUUUCCCCAUUUUGUGGCAUAAUGUUGAAGUGAAUGGUAGUGUUGUAGGUUAAGAAACUUAUUUCAGCUUUGUUUAGGCUGUAGACAUGUUUUUGUAUGAAGAGAUAUGAAGCUUUAGAUAAGUGUUGAUAUGUGUAGGAAUUGGUAUUAGAGUGAGGGUUUCUGUCCGCGAAAAUUAAGUUGCCAGGGUCUGUUUUAAUGGAUCAAACCUUUAGGCAAGACUCGAUUCCUGUUUCUGAGUCAGUGGAUAAGUCUAGUGUUUUGGAAAUAAGACCAUUGCGUCUUCUUGUUCCAGUUUUCUCUCCUCCACCAAAUGCAUCUGGAGCUCAUUUCUUUUGUGUGAACCCGUACGGUCCUUUCCCUUCUGAGGUUACUCCAUUCUAUCCGUUCUUUGGUUAUGUGGGGUCUCAAAAGCAUCCUGAACAGAAUCCACAAACCCCGGUUGGUGUCCCGAAUCAGACUGCAGGUUCUGGGUACAGCAAUCCAAUUACAGCUGCUGUUCAGAUAGCUCCUUAUAGGACAGCACCACCCACAGCUCAGGUAAAUGGAGAUACUAGUGGCACUAGGAGUAGUGGUCGAUCAGAAUCCCAAGGUGGGUUUGCAGAGGAGGAUGAGUAUAGUGACAGCCAGAAUCACGGUGCCGAGCUUCUGAGUAGUUUUAAUAUGCACAUUUCCGGUCUGGAGGAUACUGGUAAGAGUAAGAGACCAAAGAAUAAGUCCCAGAAGAAGACGAGUGAUAGUCAAGAAACCAAUGUUAACUUGUCAGAUGCUGAUGUGGAUUCAAUAGUUAACAAUAUUCUCUCAUCAUUUAAUCUCAUGGAAUUUAAUAUGGUCCGACAAGCUGAUGGUGACAGGAAGUCUGUGGGAUAUAUACUACUGAUUUAUGAUUUGCUCCGAAGAAAACUAUCACAGUUUGAAGAUACAAAAGAAGCAACUGCUGGGACUAUUAGACGGCCUGAUUUGAAAGCGAGUACAGUCUUGACGAAUAAAGGAAUUCGGACAAAUAUCAAGAAGAGAGUUGGAGUUGUCCCAGGUGUUGAAGUGGGGGAUAUUUUCUAUUUCAGAAUGGAAAUGAACUUGGUUGGAUUGCAUUUUCCUUGUAUGGCUGGGAUUGACUACAUGGGUCUGAAAAUUAAUCGAGAAGAAGAGCCGGUAGCAGUUAGCAUUGUUUCAUCUGGAGGAUAUGAGGAUAAUGUAGAGGAUGGGGAUGGGUAUGUGUUAAUUUACAGUGGACAAGGUGGGAAUAUUUUUAGGAAAGAUAAGGAAAUAAUGGAUCAAAAGCUUGAAAGAGGUAAUCUUGCUUUGGAGAAAAGCUUCCAUCGGGGCAAUGAGAUACGAGUGAUCCGAGGUAUAAAGGAUUUAGCAACUCUAAAUGGUAAGGUAUAUGUAUAUGAUGGUCUUUACAAAAUUCAGGAGUCAUGGGUGGAGAAAGGGAAGUCAGGUUGUAAUGUAUUUAAGUAUAAAUUGGUUAGGUCACCCGGGCAGCCUGAAGCAUUCAUGACAUGGAAAUCAGUUCAACAAUGGAAGGAUGGUAUUACUUCUAGAACUGGGGUUAUAUUGCCAGAUCUUACUUCAGGGGUAGAAAAUAUACCUGUUUCUCUUGUAAACGAUGUUGAUAAUGAGAAAGGGCCUGCACAUUUUAAGUAUGUUCCUAGUCUCAAGUAUUCAAAACAUGUAAAUUUAGUAGAAUCAUCUGCUGGCUGUACUUGCCGCAGUGGAUGUCUACCUGGUAAUCCCAACUGCCCUUGCAUUAAAAAAAAUGGGGGUUAUCUUCCUUGUAUAGCACAUGGAGUUCUUGUUAACCCAAAGUCCUUGACACAUGAGUGUGGUUUUUCUUGUUUGUGCCCUCCUAAUUGCCGGAACCGGGUAACUCAAGGUGGUCUGAAAGUUCAUUUGGAGGUGUUUAGAACUAAGGAUAAAGGUUGGGGUCUUAGGUCCUGGGAUCCCAUCCGUGCUGGCGCGUUUAUAUGUGAAUAUGCUGGGCAAGUCAUUGAUAUUUCUAAGAUAGAAAAUGGAGAUGAAAUUGAAGAUGAUUACAUUUUUGAUGCUACCCGUACUUAUCAGCCAGAGGAUUAUCUGCCUUGUAUUUUCAAUGAGGCUGCAAAGAUUCCAUUUCCCUUAAUUAUAACUGCAAAAGAUGUUGGGAACGUAGCUCGUUUUAUGAACCACAGUUGCUGUCCCAAUGUAUUCUGGCAUCCAGUUUUCCGUGAGAAUAAAGAGGGGUAUGAUGUUCAUAUUGCAUUUUAUGCCAUCAAACAUAUUCCUCCUAUGACAGAGUUGACAUAUAAUUAUGGGUCAGUCCUGCCUGACAAAGCAGUGAGAAAGAAAAACUGCCAAUGUGGGUCAUCAAAGUGCAGGGGCUUCUUAUACUAAUAUUUACUCAACCGUUGAUUUUGGAUGGCAAUGGCAAUGGCCCUUGCUUAACUCAUGCACUACGGGAAAGGCACGUAUUUCAAAUUUUAAAGGCAGAGGACCCUAAGUCCCUAACCUAUGUAUUUGGAGUAAAAUAUUAUGAUAUAAUGAUGAAGUAGUUGUAGGUAGUGUGUCUGUAUGUAUGUCUGAGCAUGUGCUUGUCACAUGAACAUGUUCGUAUUUUAAUCUUUUGUCAUAUAAAGAGUUCAGUUUAUUUUUACUUUUUUAGUUUAUUAUUACAUUUUGUUUGUUCUAUACCUCUUUUACUGAAAGUUACUAAAUAUUAUGUUCUGGACAUGAAAAUAAAAUCAGUGAUGCUUUGUAGUGGGUUUCAAGCAGGUGCUCUAUGGGUAUUGACUAAAUACCGGUUCAGUGCUUGGACAAUUGUCACAUAAUUUUACAUUCUUGGUUCUAUCUCACCAUCUGCAUCAUCUUUUUCUGAAUUUUGGUGCAGUUUGUUCUGCAU
Pistacia vera is the source of this 3111-nucleotide messenger RNA. Its product is annotated as histone-lysine N-methyltransferase, H3 lysine-9 specific SUVH1-like. The record is from RefSeq and is a predicted model, not a curated record. The coding region runs from base 432 to 2606 and encodes 724 amino acids. Gene Ontology annotation, molecular function: histone methyltransferase activity; zinc ion binding; protein binding. Gene Ontology annotation, cellular component: nucleus. NCBI's taxonomy places the organism in Eukaryota, Viridiplantae, Streptophyta, Magnoliopsida, Sapindales, Anacardiaceae. The transcript has 2 exons.